AUGAGCACUCAGCGCCAAGAUGCUACGGAGCUUCAGCAAUUAUGCGUUGAUCGCGGAAUUGAAUCAUUCGAAUCCGAGCAUAUUCUGCAACCGCAGGUUUUGCCGAGCCUCGCAGACGAGGACCGUCCGACGAUCUGCGAUCACACUGCUCCAGCGUUCCAGCAACCACUUGCUUUUGACAGCGGUCUCCCGGGACUUGACUGUACUGCAAGUCAGCAUUUUGGUCUUGAAAACAUAGAAAACUCUGCUCUGACCAGCGUGUGUUGCGAUACAACAAUUGGUCCCGCAAUUGUGGAAAGUCCUAUUUUCCGAGACCUGGAGCGGGCCCCGACAAGUGAAGAGACUUCUAACGAUGAGGCGAAGUCUCGUUCGUCGGGUAAAGCUAUUCGUGACCGUGACAAGCGAUUAAAUUCAAAAAGCACAAUGAAGGCACGGCGGCAGAGUUCCAAAGGUGAUCGUCGUACUCGAGCGAAAGAUUCAGCCAGAAUGUCGUUUCCUAUUCUUCGAGGUUAUUUCUGUUCUCUACCAGUUGAAGAGCAACUGCAGUUCUUAUCCUGGCUGUUUCAGGGUGCUUUGUCCCAAUGCCUCCAUCGUUCAACCAACUCACAUGACGCAUCGUCGUUAGGGUUUGUCGCAGGCGAUGCAGAUUUUUCGACUGCCUCUGUGCAAUCAUUACCGGAUGCCAACGCGGUCGACGCAGAGCCUUCUCGCACUUCGAGAAAAGGACUUCCUUUUUCUGCGGAAGAGGAUCGCCUUCUGGUAAAGCUUAGGAAGGAGGAAAAUCUGGCCUGGUCGGAAGUGGUCACGCGAUUUAGCCAGAAAUUCCCUGGGAGAAGUAAAGGCUCCAUACAAGUGCACUGGAGCACGAGGCUUAAAAACCCAACCGCCGUCUUGAACUAG
This is a messenger RNA of Penicillium angulare, 900 nucleotides long. Its product is annotated as SANT/Myb-like DNA-binding domain-containing protein. NCBI's taxonomy places the organism in Eukaryota, Fungi, Ascomycota, Eurotiomycetes, Eurotiales, Aspergillaceae. The record is from RefSeq and is a predicted model, not a curated record. The transcript has a single exon. The coding region runs from base 1 to 900 and encodes 299 amino acids.